Messenger RNA from Letharia columbiana, 1023 nucleotides. RefSeq lists its product as uncharacterized. The transcript has a single exon. NCBI's taxonomy places the organism in Eukaryota, Fungi, Ascomycota, Lecanoromycetes, Lecanorales, Parmeliaceae. The record is from RefSeq and is a predicted model, not a curated record. The coding region runs from base 1 to 1023 and encodes 340 amino acids.
AUGGUUAACUUCUUAUUGCCGCUUCUGCUCAGCUUAGCCACCUCCAGCAUCAACGCAGCAUCCCUCACCGAACCCUCUUUAGGUCCCUCGAUUCCGAUGAACCUAACCGAUCUCUACUCCUCCGUCACAAAUACAACUUCACUUGGUGACGGCGGCACCGGCGGCAUAGACCCUCGCUUCACAGUCAACUACGAUCUCGGCGGCAUCCCUUUGCGCCCGAUCGCCUGCCUCAUGAACGCCGCGAACGCCAUGACCAACCUCGCCCUGCAAGACUUCGAUGCCGACAUCCUACCCAUCGUUGCUAGGCUGCCUUCCUAUUCUGACGUGGUAAUCAGAAGUGGUGCGGCGACUCUGAGUCCCGGGACGAUACCGAUACGGUAUAUCUUGUGGGGGAUAUGGAGUUCGGCUCUGUUGAUGAUGACACAAUAUGAUUUUCAGACGAUGCAUUUGACACUUAAAUUCGACGGGGCGGUAGUGGGAUAUCUGGGGAUUGAGAAGCCAGAUCCACAGAUCCUAAGUCUGGCAGGGAGUAACGAUGGCAGCAGCGGCGGGAGUCUAGAAAGGAGAUCGAACGUGGAACUUCCUGCCAUGUCUCCCUCGAAGACCCUCGCAAAUCUCACCAUGCUCUCCAACCGCGCCGGUCUCUCCCUCACAAACACCACAGCCCCCUCCAACGCCGGUAACCUCCGUGUCUUCAUCAACCCCGUCGGGCAAUCCCUCACCAACAGCGAAUUCUUCAUGCCUAUUUUCGCAGGCCUCGACUACGUAGCGCGUUUCCCUUCCACCUCUCCCGUCUACGGGUUUGUAGUGCGUCCCUCGUUAACGGACGCGUGGCUUGAGUUCCGCGAUUACGGCGCGCGGCCAAGGACGGAGGCACCGUUUUUCGAGUAUCAGUGGAUUGCGAGGGCAUUGUGGGAGUUGCCGUCGUCUAUGGUGCCGGGGAGAUGGAGGGAAGCGGUUAUAGUGAUGCAGGUUGAUGGGGUCAACGUUGGAGAUGGAUGGAUUCGGAAGGGGGAAUCUUGA